This is a messenger RNA of Ipomoea nil (Japanese morning glory), 691 nucleotides long. RefSeq lists its product as uncharacterized. The record is from RefSeq and is a predicted model, not a curated record. The coding region runs from base 134 to 640 and encodes 168 amino acids. The transcript is spliced from 2 exons. NCBI's taxonomy places the organism in Eukaryota, Viridiplantae, Streptophyta, Magnoliopsida, Solanales, Convolvulaceae.
UUAUCACAAACCGCUCUUUUGCGUGGUCGAUUCAAACUCGACGCUAGCGGCAUCGAAAAUUACAACACAAAAAGGGUAUGGAAUCAAAUUAAGUUGGAGAUCGAAACUGGAAUUCUUACAGGAAUUGAAACGAAUGAACAAGAUUAUUAUGAUGGAGGACUGUGAAUUAAUGACCGGAAAAUCUCCCCAUCGAAACACCGACGGCGGCGUCAAUGUCACGGCUGCUGAUGAACUAGAAUCUGAUCAAGGGCAGACGGCCGGCAAGGGUAGCAGUGGUUCUGAAGCUGGAAAAGAAGAAGAUGAUGAUAGGGUGAUUAAAGAGCUGAAGAAAAUACAGAGACAAAACUUUGUGACCCACUGCCUGGUAUCAGCUAUGAUAGUGCUCACUCUAACAUGGCAGCUAUCAGAGGUGUCCCUCAUCCUCAAACUAAAAGAUGGAUUGAACAAUCCAUUCAGAUCGUUGGGCGGUUUUAUCGCCGGGAUGUUCAAACGCCCGGAUAAACCCAUUCUCAUCAAUAAUGUUACGGAAGACGAAAAUCCGGCCACCGGAAAACAGGAGCAGGGUGUGGAUGCCAUUAAGAUCCCCGAUCUCCCUCAUCUGGACCUGCCAUCUCUAGGCUUCAUUACUGAAGAAAAAUAGCAGCAACAAUCAUAAUUGUAAGAUUUUGAUUUAAAAGUAUUACAUUUUUUA